Molecule: messenger RNA, 1099 nt
Organism: Fragaria vesca subsp. vesca
Lineage: Eukaryota; Viridiplantae; Streptophyta; Magnoliopsida; Rosales; Rosaceae
Product: probable caffeoyl-CoA O-methyltransferase At4g26220-like
Exons: 6
Coding region: 134-832 (232 amino acids)
Molecular function (GO): S-adenosylmethionine-dependent methyltransferase activity; O-methyltransferase activity
Source: RefSeq, a predicted model, not a curated record
UUGUUAAUUAGUUGUUCACGUGGUAAUUAGUUUUCAGCCUUUGAUUAGUGUUCGCGUAGCUUUCAUCUGUACUCGUUCUCUCUUGUAUAAAUAGCAACUUCUGCUCGAUCGUGAUCUUUAUCGCGGAGUAUAAAUGGACCCAACUGGGAAAAGGAUGAAGCAACUGUUGCAGAGUGAUGAACUAACUGAGUAUAUCUUCGAGACCAGUGUGUAUCCACGUGAACCGGCGCCUCUCAAGGAGCUAAGGGAAGCCACUGUCAGCCACACCCGGGCUGUGUUCGCUACUGCGCCAGAUGCAGGUCAGUUACUAGGCAUGCUGUUGAAGCUAGUAGAUGCAAAGAAGACAAUUGAAAUUGGAGUUUACACAGGAUACUCUCUCCUCCUCACUGCGCUUACUAUUCCUGAGGAGGGAAAGAUUGUAGCCAUAGAUAUAGAUCGUGAGACAUAUGAGCAAAUAGGGCUGCCAAUCAUAAAGAAAGCUAGUGUGGAGCACAAAAUUGACUUCAUUGAAUCCCAAGCUGUACCAGCUCUUGAUAAGCUAUUGGAAAAUCAAGAAAAUCAAGGCAGUUUCGACUUUGCCUACGUUGAUGCAGACAAGGCUAACGAUUGGAACUACCAUGAGAGAUUACUGAAGCUGUUGAAGGUGGGUGGCUUAGUUGUCUACGACAACACACUCGUCUUAGGAUCAGUUGUGUGUCCUGAAGAGUCGAAUCAACGGCGCAGGACAGAACUGGCUAUUGAGCAUAACAAGGCACUUGCAGCUGAUCCUCGUAUACAAAUCUCUCAUGUUUCUGUGGGUGAUGGGAUGAUGAUUUGUCGCCGGAUCAUCUGACUUUGGCUUCCCUAGCCUGUUGAUGAAAUCCUAAACAUGCAGCUUGCUCUCUGCAAUAAAAAUGUGUGAUUUAUAGUCGAAAUUCGCUUUCUUUAAUGAAUUUGCUUGUGUGAUUACAAGUUUACAACUGUAACUUUCUGAUCGUCAAUAAGUUGUAAUCAAGCACUCCAAUAAUAUUGUUGUAAAACGUUAUAUUUUAGUGUGCUUUUUAUGUAAAAAGAUGCAUCAAUAAUGACUUUUUUUAGAGAAAUGAAUAAUUCAUUAAUU